AUGGGCGGCGGGGGCGAGGGCGAGGGCGGCGUCGGCGAGCCCGCCGCGGGGGCGGCCGCGCCGGCGACGCUGCACAUCCGGGGCUCCAGCGGGAACAAGUUCGCCGUGCAGGCCGACCUGGGCGCCACCGUCGGCGCCUUCAAGGCGGUCGUCGCCGAGGCCUGCGACGUGCCGGCGCCGCAGCAGCGCCUGAUCUACAAGGGCCGGAUCUUGAAGGACGACCAAACCCUAGCCAGCUACGGUGUGGAGACAGACCACACCAUCCAUAUGGUGCGUGGCGCUGCACCACCAGCAACACCAGCUGCACCAGCUGCAGCCAACCAUGGGACUUCAACCACUGCGAAUGCCCCACCAGCUGGUUUUGGAGCCUUGUUCCAAGGUCUUGGCACUACAGGAAAUGCUGGAAGCGGAGGUUUGGGUUUAGCUGGAUCCGGCCUUCCAGGAUUAGAGCAGAUGCAACAGCAGUUAACUCAGGAUCCCAACUUGAUGAGGGACAUAUUGAAUAUGCCAGCCAUGCAGAAUCUAAUUAAUAGCCCUGAUCUAAUACGUGAUUUAAUUAUGAACAAUCCUCAAAUGCGUGAGCUUGUUGACCGUAAUCCAGAUCUGGCACAUGUCCUGAAUGAUCCAAGCAUUCUCCGCCAAACUGUUGAAGCAGCUAGGAAUCCUGAACUUAUGAGGGAGAUGAUGCGGAACACAGACAGAGCCAUGAGCAACAUUGAAUCUUCCCCAGAAGGGUUUAAUAUGCUCCGUCGCAUGUAUGAAACUGUUCAGGAGCCAUUCCUGAAUGCAACAACAAUGGCUGGGGAGGGUGAUAGAAAUGCAAACCCAUUUGCUGCCCUUCUCGGAAACCAAGGGACUAACCAAGCAAGAGAUCCAGCUGGAGAUGCAUCAACUACUGCCCCUGUUCCAAAUACUAAUCCUCUCCCAAAUCCCUGGAGUGCAAAUGCUGGGGCUGCACAAGGAGCAGCAAGGCCUACUCCUGCUGCAAGGAGUGCAACAAGCGGUGGCCUAGGCGGAUUGGGUUCUGCAGAUUUGGGAAAUAUGCUGGGUGGUGGCUCUGAUGCAUCCUUCUUUAACCAGGUUUUGCAAAACCCUACCAUGAUGCAAAUGAUGCAGAACAUUAUGUCCAAUCCCCAGUCCAUGAAUCAGUUGCUCAACAUGAACCCAAAUGUACGUAACAUGAUGGAAUCAAAUACCCAGAUGAGGGAAAUGUUUCAGAAUCCAGAAUUUCUUCGCCAGUUAACAUCUCCCGAAACAUUGCAGCAAUUAAUUUCAUUCCAGCAGGCGCUGACGUCGCAACUUGGUCAACAACAAGCUGGCCAGGAGCGGACCCAAACGGGCACUAAUCCAGGCAACAUUAACCUCAACAGCUUGAUGAGCAUGUUCAAUGGGCUUGGUGCUCAGGGACCUGUUGGUGCUGGCGGUCAUCUUGGUGCUCUCGAUCAUGUUACUGCUGCCCUGCCACCUGAAGAGCGCUUCGCGACGCAACUAGCUCAGCUCCAAGAGAUGGGGUUCUUCGACACCCAGGAGAACAUCCGAGCGCUGACGGCUACCUAUGGGGACGUCACUGCCGCAGUGGAGCGACUCCUUCAGAAUUUCGGGCAAUAGACGAUGCUGAGCAGAAAGCUGUUGCGUGUUGGUACCUGUAGUAGUUGUUGGCAUCGCGAGGUUUCAUUGGUUCUUACAUACCCGGUCAGACCGAAAGGCAGCACCCGUCUAGAUUCUAUGUGUCCGUAAGAUGAAUAAACCAGUCUCUACUGGAUAUCGUUGGCGUACAUGUCGUGGUUGGUAUAUUGGUACCUUGGGUCGGUGUACAUACAUAUUGGAUCGUGGGGUCUUAAAACUGUUAUUGCAGUGUA
Molecule: messenger RNA, 1859 nt
Organism: Lolium rigidum
Lineage: Eukaryota; Viridiplantae; Streptophyta; Magnoliopsida; Poales; Poaceae
Product: ubiquitin domain-containing protein DSK2b-like
Exons: 8
Coding region: 1-1608 (535 amino acids)
Biological process (GO): ubiquitin-dependent protein catabolic process
Cellular component (GO): cytosol
Molecular function (GO): polyubiquitin modification-dependent protein binding
Source: RefSeq, a predicted model, not a curated record